AUGAAAAAGGCAGGAAAAUUCGAUCAGUCAAGACUUGGUUCCAUUCCAUUACUUUCAACAAUCCAUAUACAUCGACCGAUCAUUGACAACAGCAAACCAUUUCAGAUUAUGCUCUUCCUAGGAAGAUGCAAUCAACUUCUUCAAGUUCCACUUCUUCAACAGCCAACAGUAGCAGCCACCAUUGGUUUCCGGUUCUAUUCUUCAGAUUUGGAGUUUGAAAUCAAGAGAAUUACUAAAAUAAUCAACGACCAUCCUUUUCUCGAUCAACCCAUUCAUCCAAAACUUUCCCAAAUUAUCCCUUCAACCACCAUUUCAACUUCCUUUGUGGAAAAUGUUCUUGGCCAUCUCUUUGCAUCGCACUCUAAUGGCCUUAAAGCCUUUGAAUUCUUCAAAUUCUCCCUCCAAUUUUCCCAAUUCUGUCCCACUUCAGAUGCAUUUGAAAAAACACUUCAUAUAUUAACUCGAAUGGGGAAUUUCAACAAGGCGUGGGAGUUGAUAGAAGAAAUUCAUAAAACACACCCUUCCUUGCUUACCCUCAAAUCCAUGAGCAUCAUGUUAUCAAGAAUUGCAAAGUUUCAAUCUUUUGAAGAAACCCUUGAAGCGUUUCAGAAAAUGGAAGAUAAACUUUCCGAUCACAAGCAAUUUGGUACAGAUGAAUUCAAUCUUCUCCUUCGAGCAUUCUGCACACAGAGGCAAAUGAAGGAAGCGAAGUCAGUAUUCAACAAGCUAUAUUCCCGAUUCUCCCCCACCACCAAAACAAUGAUAUUUUGCUUCUUGGAUUUAAAGAAUCUGGUGAUGUCACUUCUGUAGAGCUUUUCUACCAUGAGAUGAUUCGAAGAGGUUUCAAGCCCAACAUUGUAACUUACAACAUCAGAAUUGAUUCUUACUGCAAAAGAGGUCGUUUUCUAGAUGGGUUAAAACUUGUUGAAGAAAUGGAACAGGCAAACUGCUUGCCCACGUUAAAGACACUAACCACUUUGAUCCAUGGAGCAGGAAUUGCUCACAACACAACCUAUGCACAACAACUGUUCGAUGAAAUACCUAAGAGAAACCUACUCCCAGAUUCUGGUGUCUACAACGCCUUAAUGAAUGCUUUCAUCAGAUCACGUGACAUCGACUCUGCAACUAAAUUGAUGGAUGAAAUGGAAGCUAAUAAUCUUCUUCAUGACAACAUUACAUUUCAUACAAUGUUCUCAGGAUUGAUGAAGUCAACUGGAAUCGAUGGUGUUCUAGAGCUUUAUCACAAGAUGAUCAGUAGAAACUUUGUCCCCAAAUCAGAAACGGUUGUAAUGUUAAUGAAACUUUUCUGCAAAAAUCAUGAAGUUGAUGAUGCCAUGGGUUUUUGGAGGUACUUAAUUGAUAAAGGCUAUUGUCCACAUAGUCAUGCUGUUGAUGUUCUUGUGAGAAGCUUGUGUUCUCAUGGAAGAGUAGAAGAAGCUUUUGAAUGCUCUUUACAGAUUCUUGAAAGAGGGAGGCAUUUAAGCAAGACUUGUUUUCGUGUUUUAGAGAGACAUUUAGAGAUGGGUAAUGAAGAUAAAUUAAAAAAACUCAAUAAGAUGAUAAAAAAUCUACACACUGUUAUACCACCAUCAAAAGGGCAUGCAAAUGGUAUUUCUGGUGUAAUAUAGAGUUUACAA
Lactuca virosa is the source of this 1637-nucleotide messenger RNA. The record is from the annotation of a GenBank genome assembly. Lineage: Eukaryota; Viridiplantae; Streptophyta; Magnoliopsida; Asterales; Asteraceae.